AUGGCAACAGUACCAGUGAACGUCCCUCCGGAGAUCUACCCCGAGGUCCCCGCAUUCACUCUAUGGUCUGAGCUCGUGGAGCAGCAGCAGCGUGUUCCAGCAGGGUCACGCAAUAGUGGCUUCAACGUCAACGACCCUGUAUGGCCAGUCAACCAAGAUACCGUAACCGCGAGGGGAAGACUUCGGUCUGCAUACUACGGCACGGUGCCGAUCGACAUGGGCCAUGCGAUUGCGGGUUCACCAGAUGACGAGUUGUCACAGGAUCAUGCGAAAGUUCUUACCAAUAUUGCUCGAAACACGGUCCAAACAGAGCGGUACGGUCCGAAGUCAUUCAUUCAAAGGUUCCUCCGCGGAAAGUACAGUACCAUCGAGGUGAAGACACUUGCUACGAACUGGAGCUUGGAGGCGAUUGUGUGUCAGUUUGCAGUUCCAGGCGAAGACCAAGCAGCAAGAGAUAUCCGAAACGCAAACCGCGAGGUAUAUCUCCAGGGUGUCCAAGACCUCGAGCAGCUAUGGGAACGUGAGUACACUCAUGCUUUGGAGUCUGCUGAUUCGGCUGCUGCUGGUGCCCGCGGUCUGGACAAGAAGCGGCUGGAGCGCGCUCGCGAACUCUACCGGGUGAUGAAAGACGCGCCCCCGGUCUUUGACAUUGACCCACCCAAUGGUGACCCGUACUGGGAGUCAGCAGCCGAGUGCCAACAGGAGAAGCUGGUCCCGUUCAUGAACCGGGCCAAGAUUGAUCGUCUGAGGACGUACGAGGGGUACUUCACAAAAGACAUGGUCGCAUCUCAUUACAACACUAUCAUGAACAUCGUGGACAUUCGUUGGCUUGGUGAGAACUCCAACAUCCACGGCAUCCCCCAGUUCUGGUCGAUGAUCGUCAAUCAAUGGACACACACUUGCGAUCUUGUACUCAGACACGUAACGGACCCUCAGCUCGGCAUUCGUAGGGAAUUGUUGAUGAUAGAUCCAUCACUCCGCGCGGCCGCCUACCACCACUGGUCAGACCGAAGCCUUGAGUGCUUCCAGCACAUCCGCCGACUCUUCAACCGCCUCGGGUACAAUGUCGGCUACGGUGAAUGGAAAGAUAUCGGGAUUCUGAGCGUGGGUCACCGAGGCAGGAAGCGAGCGAGGACCGACGAGUGA
Alternaria triticimaculans is the source of this 1146-nucleotide messenger RNA. RefSeq lists its product as uncharacterized. NCBI's taxonomy places the organism in Eukaryota, Fungi, Ascomycota, Dothideomycetes, Pleosporales, Pleosporaceae. The coding region runs from base 1 to 1146 and encodes 381 amino acids. The transcript is spliced from 3 exons. The record is from RefSeq and is a predicted model, not a curated record.